This is a messenger RNA of Monopterus albus (swamp eel), 1267 nucleotides long. Its product is annotated as RING finger protein 212B. The record is from RefSeq and is a predicted model, not a curated record. Gene Ontology annotation, molecular function: SUMO transferase activity. Lineage: Eukaryota; Metazoa; Chordata; Actinopteri; Synbranchiformes; Synbranchidae. The transcript has 13 exons. Gene Ontology annotation, biological process: homologous chromosome pairing at meiosis; protein sumoylation; reciprocal meiotic recombination. Gene Ontology annotation, cellular component: synaptonemal complex. The coding region runs from base 164 to 928 and encodes 254 amino acids.
UGAUAAAAGCCCACAGUGGCUCAUUAUUUGACCAGCACUUAGCCUUGAACAGACAGAACUGGGCCUUUUGUCACAAACGUCUUCUAAUGGCGCCGAGGUGGGACUAAACUGAUGGGAAAUAGGUUAACUUCAGACUCUUCUGAGCAGGGUGACAGGACUUAAAAUGGACUGGUUCCACUGUAACAAGUGCUUCAUGAAGACUGGGUCGGCGUUUGUUGUAUCCAGCUGUGGCCACAUCUGCUGUGAGGCAUGCAUUAAAUCUAAGCAGUGCAGCAUAUGUGGGGCCAGCUGCAGUUAUCUGCCCAUCACUGAUAAGAUGAAGCCACAGGAAAAGGUUUUUUUCAAAGAUCCUGUGAAGCUCAUCCAGUCACAGAUGGAGCACAUAUCACAGAUUGCACUUUUUCAGCGGACACAAAUGGAGAGAGUCACUGCGCACUUCAGGCACAAAUCUGUUGAACUGGAAAGGCAUCUGAAGGAAGUCACUGAGCAGGGCUACAGGCAACUGUCCGAGCUGAAAAGAGAGAAUGCUGAGUUAAAAAAGCAACUUUCAGAGCUGAAGAGAGAGAACACUGAGUUAAAAAAGCCACUUUCUCAGAGGAGGGUUUCACCAGGACAGUUUCAGACAAAUGGCUGUCAUAGGAUGUCGCUACCCGUGGCUAUCACUUCCCCAGUUACUGCUAGUUCAAGAACUGUCAGUCAUAUAGGCACAGCAGAGUCCCAAGGGUGGGCCAGAGACAGAGGUCCCAGUCUCUCCUCCCUCACGACCCCUGGAUCAACUACCCCUAUGUCCAGCCAUAGCUCUCUUCAUGAACGUAUACACACAACACCCACAUCCUUCAGAACUCCUACAAGAACUCAGCGGCAGACCCCUAAUGUUUUCCAGUUCCAGUUUAUGAAUGGAUUAUCAAUACAGUCACCCAGGCGUUAAUGAAAUGCCCACUGAUGACUCGAGGUAUAUUUUUGUCACUUUGAGUCACCAGCUGUAUGUUCUUGUCUGUUAUCUUAAACAUUGUUGAAUAUGUGUAUUUUAUAACUGUUAAGCUUACAUGGAUGUGUUUAUGUUACCACAUGGUUGUAUUGGUAAGGAAUUAGAAUGACAAUUUACAGUGAUAGAAAAUAAAUAUGAUCAGUUAAAAUCAGCUGCAUUCCCUACAGCACAGAAAACACACACAUGAUUACAAAGACAAAUUCUUUACUGGCUUCCAGUGACACAAUUAUGCAAAUGGGAUUUUCUUUCAAACUGGAAAAAAAAAACAAUUGAAAAUAU